Rhizophagus irregularis DAOM 181602=DAOM 197198 is the source of this 262-nucleotide messenger RNA. The record is from RefSeq and is a predicted model, not a curated record. NCBI's taxonomy places the organism in Eukaryota, Fungi, Glomeromycota, Glomeromycetes, Glomerales, Glomeraceae.
GUAUAUAUAUGUGUAUAUAUUAUAUGUAUAGAUGUAUAAUCUUCUCUUUGAAUGUCCAAUUAUAUAUAUAUGUAUAUAUUUCUUGAAACAUUUUUUAUUAUAAUUUACGUAUAUAUCAGAAUCCAGGACCCCUCCAUAAAUUUAUUAUUAACAGGUUUUUUUUUCCCACCCAUAAAGGAAAAAUGUAUUUGUUAUCUAUACAUGUAUAUAUAAAUAAAUAUAUUUAAAAAAGAUUUAGAGUUAUUGACUAAAAAGAUUUUUU